Colletotrichum orchidophilum is the source of this 276-nucleotide messenger RNA. RefSeq lists its product as uncharacterized. NCBI's taxonomy places the organism in Eukaryota, Fungi, Ascomycota, Sordariomycetes, Glomerellales, Glomerellaceae. The coding region runs from base 1 to 276 and encodes 91 amino acids. The transcript has a single exon. The record is from RefSeq and is a predicted model, not a curated record.
AUGCGACUCUGGCCUGACCAGACACGCCAAUGGCUACUUCCCCUCAUCCUCCUCCUCUAUCGACUGGUACCUUGCUGCUGCAUGCGCCGCACGUGGCAGACGCACCCAUACCUGGCCGCUAAACUUCACCUGGAACUUUUCGACCACAUGGAUUUUCAACGGACCACACGUUCCCAUGGACAGUGUAGCCAACUAUAUCACUACCGUGGUCAACUGCUGCCUGCCAUGGAGGUUUUCACUUUGAAAUAUCUUGGUCUUUCUGAAGCCUCGUCAUGA